AUGGGUUCCAAACUCCACUGCUCCCUUAUUCUUGCUCUCACAUUCAUCAUCUCAUUCUUCCCAUCGCAUUCAGAAGCAAGAAACCAGGCUGCUGAUCAGGAAGCCUGCAACCCGGACGAUCUCAGAAGCCUGGCUGAUUUCAAGGCGGGAAUCAAGGUCGACACAUCUGGCCGCCUCUCCAAGUGGUCUGGCAAUGGCUGCUGCAACUGGGAAGGCAUUGUCUGCAGCAAUGCCACUGGCAGGGUGACUGAAAUCCGUCUCCCAGGUCUCAUCACCACAGAAGAUUCGAUCUUCCAGUCUGAGAUGAAUGGCUACCUGUCUCCUUCCAUCACGUCCCUUUCUUCCCUGCAAGUUCUUGAUCUUGGUGGCCUCAUCAGUAUUGGAGGUGUCAUCCCGCCAUUGAUUGGCUUUCGCCUCCCGGAUCUCCAAAAAAUCUAUCUUUUUGGCAACAGGCUCACUGGGUCGUUGCCUGAUAGCAUAGGUAAGCUCUCAAAACUCCAAGAACUUCAAUUGCAUGAGAAUAGCCUCUCUGGAUCUCUCCCUCCAAGCAUUGGCAAUCUGGAAAGUCUUAACCAGCUGUUGCUGUAUUCCAAUGAAUUCUUCGGUCCGGUUCCUGAUUCAAUUACCAAGUUGAGGAACCUGGUGGAUUUGGAUCUCCACGGGAAUUCUCUAAGUGGGAAGAUACCAGGCAAGAUUGGCGAAUUGCAAGGGUUGAAACUGCUGGAUCUUUCAAACAAUCACUUGACUGGAGAAAUCCCAGUUUCCAUCACAGACCUGAGGUCCAUUUCCGUGUUGUAUCUGGAUACAAAUGAUCUCCAGGGAGAGAUCCCAUUUCCUUCAAGCUGUGGGGGGCAAAUGUCUUCCUUGGGAUUUCUCAGGCUGAGCAACAACAACCUAACAGGAAGAUUACCUCCAAACUUUGGAUGCUUGGUUUCGCUCCAGAGAGCUGCUCUUGACAACAACAAACUCCAUGGACCAAUUCCUUCAAGUUUAGGGAAUCUUUCAGCUCUAUCAGAGUUAUACCUCGGCAGCAAUCGAUUAUCUGGUAAAUUACCAUGUUCAUUAGGCCAACUCUCCAGGCUCAUUAUGUUGAACAUCUCGCACAAUAAGAUCAAAGGACAAUUGCCUCAAGAAUGCAUGUCUUCCUUGCACAACCUUCAGACAUUAGAUCUGUCAUUCAACCGGUUGAACCUGACCUCAUUCCCAAGAUGGAUAGCACAAAUGCCGUCUCUUUCCAGGAUACUUCUUGCUGGUUGUGGAAUCCAGGGGGAAAUUCCACAGUUCUUGUAUUCAACUCCAAGUCCUAUCCAGGAACUGGACUUGUCAGCUAACAACCUUACUGGCAUUUUACCAGGAUGGUUGGGGAAACUGACUAGUCUCUACUCACUGAAUCUUUCAAGGAACUCGAUUGUUUCAAACAUCCCAGAUACAGUUAGAAACUUGCAAUCUCUCGGAGUGCUGGAUCUUCAUUCCAACCUGAUGACAGGCUCUGUGGAGAAAGUUUUCGAGAUAGGAAGCAGCUUCCUCGAAGAUGGUACUUUGAAGCAUAUUGAUCUUUCUGAUAACCAGUUCACAGGUGGAAUUGAAAGCCUUGGGUUAGGAUCACAAGCUUCAGUGAACCAUCUCAAUCUCUCGAGGAAUUAUCUCGAAGGAGGCUUGCCAAGCAGCAUAGGGAGAUUGAUGUCGCUGCAGGUCUUGGACUUGAGCCACAACAAUCUCUCUUGCGAGUUGCCAGAAUCGCUAGGAAAUGUCAGCUCAUUAGAGAAGCUGAAACUGCAGAGAAACAAGUUUACUGGGAAAAUUCCAGGUGGGUUUCUGAACCUGAAGAGCCUAGAUGAACUUGAUUUGUCAGAUAAUCUUCUAGUUGGAAAAAUUCCUGAUGGUAAGCCUCUAAGCCAAUUCCCCAGAAGCAGCUAUUCUAGGAAUGCAGGCUUAUGUGGGAAGCCUCUGGAUCCCUGUACUAAUUCUUGA
Messenger RNA from Linum tenue, 1971 nucleotides. Lineage: Eukaryota; Viridiplantae; Streptophyta; Magnoliopsida; Malpighiales; Linaceae. The record is from the annotation of a GenBank genome assembly.